Solenopsis invicta (red fire ant) is the source of this 2247-nucleotide messenger RNA. Its product is annotated as venom carboxylesterase-6. The transcript is spliced from 8 exons. The record is from RefSeq and is a predicted model, not a curated record. NCBI's taxonomy places the organism in Eukaryota, Metazoa, Arthropoda, Insecta, Hymenoptera, Formicidae. The coding region runs from base 230 to 2011 and encodes 593 amino acids.
UUAAAUGUUUUGUAUUUAAUAUUUUAUCUAAUUUUUAAUAAUAAAUAUUAAAAAAUUUCAUUUUGAUAAAAUUGCAACGUUAUGGCAUAUAUCAGCGCAUUUAUCACAAAAUCUUUAUCAAUUCACGAUACCGUUAUUGUGCAAUAUUUGUACAAUGUAUCUGGGAUGUUAUCAAAUUUAAGACAAAUAUUUUGUUUUAAAGGGGUUUAUCUAAUAUGUAUAUCAACGCAUGCGUCAAACAUGUCUUUAUAUAAUAAACAAUUGGACCGGGAAAAGUGUCAGUGCAUCUGAACAAGAGCAACUGGGAAUUAUGCUGCUGAAACUUUUAAUUGCCUUGAUUUGUUUCGGCUUUGCUGUUCACGCCAAUAGAGAUGAGACUGCUCCAAGGGUCAAAACACCAUUGGGGGGCCUGAAAGGCUACUACAAAAUCUCGCACAAUGGAAGAAAAUUUGAGGCAUACGAAGGGAUCCCUUACGCAUUACCACCUAUUGGAAAAUUACGAUUUAAGCCUCCUCGACCAAUACCGGCAUGGAUUGGUGAGCUAUCGGCUACAACAUUUGGUUCCAUGUGUAUUCAAUAUAAUUACAAAACUUCGGAGAAGGUUGAGGGUGCCGAAGAUUGUUUGUAUUUAAACGUUUACGUACCAGCACAGGAAAGAGGGAGAAAUCAAAAUCUACUGCCAGUAUUAUUUUGGAUCCAUGGUGGAGCGUUCCAAGCUGAAAGCGGCAUGAUAGAGAAACCUACAUAUUUAAUGGAUCACGAUCUUAUAUUUGUUACAAUCAAUUAUCGAUUGGGACCAAUGGGAUUUCUUAGUACGGAAGAUGAAGUAGUUCCUGGCAACAUGGGCCUGAAGGAUCAAAAUAUGGCACUGCGUUGGGUAUCGGAGAACAUUGAAUGGUUUGGUGGCGAUCCGACGAAAGUGACAUUGUUCGGCUUGAGUGCGGGCGGUGCAAGUGUGCAUUAUCAUUACUUAUCGCAACUCAGCGCGGGUCUCUUCCGAGGUGGCAUAUCGUUCAGCGGUACAGCGUUUGAUUGUUGGGCCCAAACUGAAAACUCCUUUGAAAAAGCCAAGAAAUUAAGUGCUUUAAUGGGAUGCCCUACAACUACCUCUAGAGAUAUGAUACGUUGUAUGAGAUAUCGUCCAGCUCGAGCAAUCGUUCAGGCUACAAGUGAAUUUAUGCCAUUCUUAGGCAAUCCUUUCACUCCUUUCGGUCCAGUACCGGAGAGGUUUGGCGAUGAAGCACCUUUUAUCGACAGAACACCUGUUGAAAUCAUCAAUAGUGGAGACGUCCAGGAUGUACCUUGGGUUACGGGAGUAGUUAGUGAAGAAGGCCUUUAUCCCGUAGCUGAGUUUAUUACUAACGAUCAACAUCUGAAACAAUUGAACGACAAUUGGGAUAUCCUCGGGCCACACUUCCUUGAUUUUAACUAUACCAUUCCCAAAGGGGAACAUGUCGAAAUUGCUCGUCUCAUUAAAAAUCAUUACUUUGGUACAAAACCGAUAGAUCAACAGAGUACAAAAGAACUGAUACACAUGGCGAGUCAUCGUUUAUUUGUAGUCGACAGCGAGAAAGCUGCGCGAAUGCAAGCUAAAAUAAACCAGAAUCCAGUCUGGUACUAUUAUUUCAGUUAUAGAGGAGCGCAAAGUUUAAGCGAUAGUCUCAGCGGUACCACUGUGAAUUAUGGAGUCUCUCAUGCUGACGACGCAUAUUACGUGUUAGAUACGCCCUUUAUAGACCCAACAACAACGCAAAACGAUCGCGAUAUGCAAAAACAGUUAAUCGAUUUUUGGAUAUCCUUUGUCACCGAGGGAAUUCCAAAAAUAGGAAAUGUGGUAUGGUCACAAUUAGAUCCUUUAAAGAAAGAAUUUCAUUACUUGCACAUAGCUGGUCCUAAUCAAAUUAACAUGGAUAGCCAUGUUAAUCUUGGAGAGAAAGAAUUCUGGAAUUCGAUUAAUUUCAAUGAGAAUGUAUUAAAGCGUACAGCCGGAAUUAAUAGAGAGGAGCUUUAAAUAUCAUUGGAAUAUGAGACAUACAUUUUUUCUAAAUUAGAUUUAAGUUUUGCUUAAAAUAUUAUUUUAUUUUAAACGUAAAUUUAUAUUAAGUUCUAAACUCAAAUAUAUUUUUUAGCUUAUAUUAUUUUUAUUUUAUUUUGUGAAAUCAAUAAAUUUAUAAUUUGGUUUCAAAAUUUACAUUUUUGGACAGAUUUGCUAUUAUUUUAUAAAUGAAAUAAAAUACAAGCUUAAUU